AAGUCAGGCAAGUUAUACAGGAGCGCGCGCGCUCAGAAUAUCAGUGAAAAAUCAGCCGGUGGAAGUGAAGACUGUGGGUCCUGGGCUUUAUUAAACACUUUUACUGACCGAGGCUUCACAACUGGAUCAUAUAUGAGCUAGACUGCAGAUUCACAGAGUUAGCUCAUAUUCCUAAAGGGGCUUCAUGGUGUUCACUAUGGAGGGAACCACCAUAAAGAGCAGAAUCAGAAGUUUGCUUCGUUCACCUUCUAUCAAACUCAAGAAGAACAGACCCAGAGCCAACAAGGAGAGCCUGAGUAACAAGGUCACUCUAGAGAGGGUACUUGGUAUCACAACUUCAGGAAGCAGUGGAUUGACCUGUGAUCCUUACUCAGGGACAGUUGCCUACCCAGCUGGGUGUGUGGUAGUGCUACUGAACCCAAAGAAGAACAGACAGCAGCAUAUAAUCAACACAUCCAGGAAAACAAUAACCACUUUAGCAUUUUCUUCAGAUGGCAAAUAUCUUGUUACAGGAGAGAGUGGUCACCUGCCUGCCGUGCGAGUGUGGGACGCGGCUGAAGGGUCUCAGGUUGUGGAACUGCAGGAGCACAAGUACGGAGUGGCCUGUGUGGCAUUCUCCCCCAACAGCAAAUACAUCGUCAGUGUGGGCUACCAGCACGACAUGAGUGUAAAUGUGUGGGCCUGGAAGAAAAACACGUUGGUGGCUACUAACAAGGUGUCCAGUAAAGUGACAGCGGUGUCAUUUUCUGAAGACAGCUCUUACUUUGUAACUGCUGGGAACAGACAUGUCAGGUUCUGGUAUUUGGAACCCUGUAACUCCAACAAGCAGCCUACAGCCCCUGUUCCUCUGCUUGGCCGCUCUGGCCUCUUGGGGGAACUACAGAAUAACUUCUUCUGUGAUGUAGCUUGUGGCCAUGGCAAGAAGUCUGAGAGCACCUUCUGCAUCACUUCCUCCGGGCUGCUCUGUGAGUUUAAUGCAAAGAGGAUGCUGGAUAAGUGGGUAGACUUACGGACGAGUAGAGCGUGUUCCCUGUCUGUGACUGAGGGGUUGAUUUUCUGUGCCUGUGCUGACGGGACAGUGAGAGUCUUCAGCCCAUUUGACCUCAACUUCAUCUGCACCCUGCCACGCCCGCAUCACCUGGGCACAGAUGUGGCUGCAGUCACUCAGGCCAGUCACGUGUUCUCCAGCAAGCCAGACAGCCGCUACCCAGAUCCAGUGGCAUUGACGUAUGACCCUGUUAACCUGUGGCUGUCGUGUGUGUACAAUGACCACAGCCUGUAUGUGUGGAAUGUGCGAGACCUGCAGAGAGCGGGAAGAGUGCACUCUGCUCUCUACCACUCUGACUGUGUGUGGGAUCUGCAGAUCUACCCGAAAUCUCAAGAUCGACAACCAACUGAGCAUACUCCUGCAGGAGCGUUCUUCAGCUGCUCUGCAGACAACACAGUUCGCAUGUGGAGCACAGAGGCACACAGCAUCCCAACCAGUGCAAAUGCCCUCAGCAGUGAUCUGUUGAAGGUCAUUUACAUUGACAACAAUACUGAAACUUCGCUGGAGACAGAAGGAAGUGUGAGUAAUGGCACAGAGAAACCUGAAGGUCUUGCUUCAGAGAGCCGGACAGGCAUCAGAUCCAUCUGUGUGAGUCCAGAUGGGAAACACUUGGCCUCUGGAGACCGGGCUGGCACGUUGAGGGUUCAUGAUCUCAGCAACAUGGAGGAGAUUCUAAAAGUUGAAGCCCAUGACUCGGAGAUCCUCUGUCUUGAGUACUCAAAACCUGAGACAGGAAUUCAGCUAUUUGCGACAGCGGGUCGAGAUAGGCUGAUUCAUGUGUUGGAUGUUGAGGAAGAUUACAAGCUGUUGCAGACACUUGAUGAGCAUUCCUCCUCCAUCACAGCCGUCCGGUUUACUGCCAAUGAGGGCAAAGUGAGGAUGAUCAGCUGUGGAGCUGAUAAGAGUUUAUACUUCCGCACAGCCCACCGAGCUUUUAGAGGAGUAAAAUUUAAACGAACGCACCACGUGGUAAGGAAAAGCACUCUUUAUGAUAUGGACGUGGAUCCCACCUGUAAAUAUGCGGCUGUAGCCUGUCAAGAUCGAAGCAUUAGAUUGUUCAAUAUAAGCAGUGGAAAGCAGAAGAAGUCCUUUAAGGGCUCUCAGGCUGAAGAUGGUGGUCUUCUCAAGGUUCAGGUGGACCCAUCGGGUUUGUAUGUGGCCACCAGUUGCUCGGAUAAGAACAUCAGCCUGUUGGACUUCAGCACUGGAGAGUGUCUGGCUACAAUGUUCGGUCACUCAGAAAUCAUCACCAGUAUUAAGUUCACCAGUGACUGCAGGCAUUUGAUCUCAGUCUCAGGAGACAGUUGUAUCUUCAUAUGGCGUCUCGCACCUGAGCUGACCAUUAACAUGAGGCACCGUCUGGAACAACUCAAACACUGUCAGAGCAGCCCAGCCUCCACAAACUCUGUGUUCAGAAGUGCUUCUACAGGCAGUCUGGAGCUGCACAGCGCCCUGUCUAUAACAACCUGCUCCUCAGACAGCGAAGAAGAUGAGGAAGAGGAAUUCUAUGAUGAGAGAUUUGAGGAGACCCACACUCAAGAUCAUGAACCCCAUCAUUUAUCAACAGAAGAUGAUCAGGGAGCUUCUGAUGAAGGGAAUGACUGGGAUCCCUCCAUCAAGGAGUCCUCUGCAGGAUCUGGUGCAUCUGAGACUUCUGGGCUUGAGGCUCCACGACCACGGAGGCGCUGGUCCUGCCGGGUGGGCUCCCAGGAGCUGAUGGUGAGGUCUAUGCUGGAGCUUCGGGAGCCUGAAUCCUUUUCUGGUCCCGGCUCCCCCAAAACUGGCUAUGCAGGUCAGCUCUGCCACCAGGAGACCAGUGGCAGCACAGCGAGUCUGCAGGAGGAUACACAGCGGAGUAAGAAGCGGCGCGCUCGUCCUCAUUCUGCCUGGCUGGCUCCGGCCUCGUCUCCUGAACCUGAGGGUGUAGUGCUAUACCCUGAGAUGUGGCCCAGCACGGACAGCCUGCCUGGAGCCUACAAGGUACAGGGGAAGGAGACCCAGCACCGAGACAGCCACAUCCCAGACAGCGGCAGCUCCACGGGCUAUGGCAGUGGGGGAUCCAGCCCGGAGCAGGGCCGUGGAGAAGACCCAGAACCUGUCAGCACUGAUGAGGAGCAAUCCAACCAUGAGGAAGAUGUCCGAGGUUGGCUUCACAAGCCAGAGAGCCCAAAACAAGAGAGCUUUCUCAAAGAGCACUUUGAGACGCUUGCUGAGACGGAGAACAUGGCAGGUAAGCACCCAGGACACCGAGGCAGCAUUUCAGCACGCUUUCUUGCCCAAAGCUCCUCUACCAGAAAGCCCAUCCCGUUCCUCUCCAAGACCAGCCGGAUGUCCAGUGGUCCCAGUGCUGAAGUUGAGCCCCUUAUAUCUGCAGUACGCCCCCUGCAUGAGGAGAAGAGUCAGAGCACAGGUUUCGAGAAGAAGGCACAGAGUAAUCCUCCACAGCUGUGCACAAAGCUAAAGAGGAAGAAAGCUUUUGCGGCACAUCCCAGCAGAGUGGCCAGUCCAGUGGGCAAGCAAUCAGCACUGCUUCUCAAAUCAAUGUCCGCACAAAAUCUUACAGGAGACAAUCGGAGGUCUGUAACCCCGUCCCGCUUGAAGCGAGAGUCUCUGCCACCGUUGCCUCAGCUCAUCAUGUCCAAAAGUGAUUCCAGCAGACAUCUCUACCACCCAUCCUCAGGCUCCACCUCUCCUCAGCCCUGGGAAAGUCCUACCACCAGCCGUCACGCCAAAGCGUGCUCCUACAUGAGCCCCACAACCAGUUCCAUAGCCAAGGUCAGCCGUGCUGCAUCUAUCGGAGAUGGCCUUCACCUGGGCUUUGCUAGUGGUGAGGCCUCGUCAUGCUCAGGACCUGCAGCCUCACCUACCAGUCCAUCUCAUGCUGCUGCACCUCUUCUGCCAUCUCCUUCCACGCCCCUGCCUGGUCCCUGCGAAUCCAGAUUGAGCAAUAGUGGGUCUCAGACUCCGCCUCCUAAAAGCACUAAGGGCCGGGUCUUUGGCAGGUCAAGUAACUCAGUCUCAGAACAUUCCAGCAGAUUGUCUCCUACAGACAGUACUGAAGCUGCUGCUGCUGCUGCUUUGAAAGACUGCUAUGCAAGAACUGCAGAACAUCAGAUGGAAGCUGCUAAAAGCGUGUCCCCUCACCCUGCCUCUCAGCCCGUAUCUGUAAAAUCCAGUCUACAUCCUGAGGGAGUUUCUCAAUCCCAACAGCAUGAGCGCCCCCUGAUGGCAGUCCAAGCUUUCAGUGUGACGUCCGAGAGCCAGUCUGAUCAAGGUUUGCACCGCCGACGCUCUUCCUCCAUCAUCCUGGCCUCUGUGCCCUUUCAUCUUCCUUUCCAUCAGUGUUCAGCCACUCUUUGGCCUCGCUGCUUCGCUUCUCCUCAUUCUGUCCACUCAUGUAUGAACCAUUACCCUCUGAGAGCAGAGCCUGUAGCAAAUCUGGAGACCUGCAGACAGGCUGCAGCUGAGCUGUGCGAAAACAUGAAGAAGGCUAGCCAGCUCUACAGAACGGUGAGCUUCUGCGGUGGGGCUGUGUGUGCAGAGCGUCAGGAGAUGGAGCGUGUGCUGGCGGAGGCUAUGCUGGUGGUGAGAUCUGAGCUGGAAGCCAUUUCCAGGCCUGCGCCGGUGGUGGGAGUGGCUGAGGGAGGUGAGCGGGUCUUAUCCCUGCUGGAGCAGUACUCUCAGCUUUUACUGCAGUCUCUGGAGAAGAGACUCGACCACAAGAUCUAACCUUACACCUACAGGACAACAACUAUUAUUCUACACUGUGCUCUACACAGUCUAGAUGUGCAGAUUUUAUAAUAAUGUUUAUUUUUGCAGUUUAAAGUAUUUUUUUUUUUUUUUUUGUACUUUCUUAAAUAUUUUAGGCAUCCAAAGGAAGAAAGACUUAACAAAUGUUCUCUUGUUCACACAACCCCACCCCCCCACCAUCACUGAAUGUUACACAGUGUUUUCUAGUGUUUCGUCAUUGUAGAAUGGCCACGUCCAGCAGUGUUUGUGUUUUGGUUGUUGUCCAUAAGUUUGCAGUUGUAUGUGUUUUCAGAUAUAAGCUAUGUAAGAUAUAGAUGUUUUUAUUUAACAGCAUUUUAUAGUGUCUUAACUUAAUUUAUGAUUGAAUUGAAUGUCCUUUAAUAUUAAUGAGAGCGUGAGUUUGUGUCUGUUGACGAUAUGCUUGUUUACUGCAGGUUCAACUGCUGAUCACAUUGUUUAUUAAUAAAGAGAGAAAGAUUGAAAACAUUCAGUUUUAAUAAAAUUAUUUUCAACUUCA
Messenger RNA from Astyanax mexicanus (Mexican tetra), 5315 nucleotides. RefSeq names its product mitogen-activated protein kinase-binding protein 1. NCBI's taxonomy places the organism in Eukaryota, Metazoa, Chordata, Actinopteri, Characiformes, Acestrorhamphidae. The transcript is spliced from 29 exons. The coding region runs from base 185 to 4777 and encodes 1530 amino acids. Gene Ontology annotation, molecular function: protein binding. The record is from RefSeq and is a predicted model, not a curated record.